Leptidea sinapis is the source of this 2945-nucleotide messenger RNA. It is a transcript of the gene tutl, whose product is annotated as protein turtle. Lineage: Eukaryota; Metazoa; Arthropoda; Insecta; Lepidoptera; Pieridae. Gene Ontology annotation, molecular function: cell-cell adhesion mediator activity. The record is from RefSeq and is a predicted model, not a curated record. Gene Ontology annotation, cellular component: plasma membrane; axon. The coding region runs from base 364 to 2766 and encodes 800 amino acids. The transcript is spliced from 18 exons. Gene Ontology annotation, biological process: axon guidance; dendrite self-avoidance; homophilic cell-cell adhesion.
UCGACCGCUAACUACCUGUGACCUGUCGCUCUCAUUCAAGCCAUUGAUCGCUUACGAUCUUCGCAAAAAGCAUUGUGUAACAAGAAGUCCUCGCACCGAUGACAUUAUGGCAGUGAUUCAAUAGGUGUUUUAGUGAUGAGUUCCGCGUGAGUGUUGGGAUUGAUGUGCCGCUGCCGCGAGGUAAACAACCGGUCCAGAUAGGGAGGCUGCGUCUUGCGCCGGGCUCUAGUGGAAUGCGGCAAUUUUAACUACUGCGGACCUCAGGAGUCUUAUAAUACAAAAAGUGGGAUUGCCCGUUUGCUUAUUGAAGGUGAUGCUGAGAGGAUGAGUCGCCGCGCGCGGCCGUGACAUGGGAGCGCAGGUAUGGGCUGGCGCGCCGAGCACACGCCGCACAUCGCCGCCCGCGCUGGCCUGCUCCUGCUGCUGCUAGUCAACCUGCCAGUUACUUGCCACCAAGACCACCAAGAUGCAGUGCAUAUCACGGCGAUACUCGGCGAGAGCGUCGUGUUUAACUGCCAGGUGGACUUCCCUGAAGAAAUUCCCGUGCCGUACGUGUUGCAGUGGGAGAAGAAGGUAGGCGAAACGGGUCAAGAUAUACCGAUAUACAUCUGGUAUGAGAGCUACCCGACGCACAGCGGCGAGGGUUAUGAGGGCAGAGUGUCCCGAGUCGCUCCGGACUCGCCAUAUGGCGCAGCUAGUCUCAACCUCACCAACAUACGAGAAAGUGAUCAGGGUUGGUACGAAUGUAAGGUGGUCUUCCUCAAUCGGUCUCCAAACCAGCACAAGAACGGAACCUGGUUCCACCUGGAUGUCCACGCACCGCCCCGAUUCUCCAUCACUCCGGAAGAGAUCAUAUACGUCAACUUAGGAGAUGCAAUUAUACUGAACUGCCAAGCGGAGGGAACGCCAACUCCCGAGAUCUUGUGGUACAAAGAUGCGAACCCCGUGGAACCUUCGGGAACUGUGGGCAUCUUCAACGACGGCACGGAGCUCAGGAUCAGCAACAUUCGACACGAGGACAUCGGGGACUACACCUGUAUCGCUCGCAACGGAGAGGGACAAGUGUCUCACACCGCGAGGGUUAUCAUUGCUGGCGGUGCAGUUAUAACGAUGCCACCAACGAAUCAAACGAAAUUAGAAGGGGAGAAAGUUCAGUUCUCAUGCGAAGCUAAGGCGUUACCUGGAAACGUUACGGUGAAAUGGUUUCGGGAAGGUGCCCCCGUCGCUGAGGUGGCAGCCCUCGAAACGCGUGUGACCAUCCGGAGAGACGGCGCCCUGGUAAUCAACCCAGUAGCAGCUGACGACUCGGGGCAGUACUUAUGUGAAGUUUCCAACGGCAUUGGUGACCCUCAAAGUGCAUCAGCCUACCUGAAUGUUGAAUAUCCAGCGAAAGUAACAUUCACACCGACGGUGCAGUACCUGCCGUUCCGGUUGGCUGGAGUCGUCCAGUGCUACAUAAAGGCGAAUCCCCCCCUACAAUACGUCACGUGGACAAAGGACAAGCGGUUGUUGGAACCAUAUCAGACAAAGGACAUAGUGAUUAUGAACAACGGCUCCCUACUGUUUACGCGAGUGAAUCAGAAUCACCAGGGACGGUAUACCUGCACGCCAUACAAUGCUCAGGGAACGCAAGGAUCUUCAGGACCCAUGGAAGUACUGGUGCGUAAGCCGCCUGUGUUUACCGUGGAACCGGAACCCUUGUAUCAACGAAAGGUAGGCGAAUCUGUGGAGAUGCAUUGUGAGGCUCAAGAGGCGGAGGGAACCCAGCGACCCAACGUGGUGUGGAGGCGGCGAGAUGGUUUGCCGCUGCAGAAGAGUCGGGUGCGCGCGCUUGGAGGAAACGUCACCAUCGACACGCUGCGGAGGCAGGACUUCGGCAUCUACCAGUGUGUCGCGUCCAAUGAGGUGGCAACCAUCGUGGCGGACACUCAGCUUGUCAUCGAGGGCACACAACCCCACGCGCCCUACAACGUGUCCGGGAUUGCUACUGAGUUUCAGGUAACUCUACGCUGGCAGCCGGGGUACGCGGGCGGGCCGGACUAUAAGCAGGACUACACGAUAUGGUACCGGGAGGCUGGCUUCUCGGAGUGGACCAAAGUACCUGUCACGCCCUCUGGAGCCACUUCUGUUACGAUAAACAGACUUCAACCGGGGACCACAUACGAAUUCCAAGUGAAUAGUAAGAAUACAAUAGGAGAAGGGAUGAUGAGCAAAGCUAUUACUAUUAGAACGCUAGAUGUAGGCGCCAAACCGAAAGCGGCACCCACAGCCCCCGGGCCGGUCGACGAAAAGAUAUUUCAAAUGGCGCCUGAAGGAUCCGGUCCAAAAUCAGGUCCGCCACGCAACUUGACUGUCACAGAGGUCCAUAACGGUUUUCUAAUUACCUGGCAAUCCCCGCUGGAGCGAUCAAACCUCGUUCAGUAUUAUACUAUCAAAUACCGAACGGAUGCACAAUGGAAAACGCUCAACAGGGGACAAAUACGGCCAGAGGAAACUAGCUACCUUGUGAAAAAUUUAGUUGGCGGUAGGACAUACUACUUUCGUGUGUUGGCGAACUCCGCGACAAGUUACGAGAGUUCGGAUGAAGUGAAGUUCUCUGUUCCGGCAAGAGUUAAACACAAAGCCAUAACUGCCGGGGUCGUUGGUGGAAUACUGUUUUUUAUUGUCGCCAUCAUUCUGUCCGUGUGUGCUGUUAAAAUAUGCAAUAAGAGAAAACGACGCAAGCAAGAGAAAGAAAUAAUUCGGUUGCAGCAUACAACAUGGUAACGGCGCGGCUGACCGAUCUCCGAGCAGCAAACAGCACUCAAGUGCCUUUUAAAAAAUUUAGAGAAAGCGGAAUAUCGAGUAUAGUUCAGUGUCUGCGCUUCACGGCCAACUGGAUAUGGCCGCCCGGCCGGUGCGGCGCAGAGACGCGGCCCUGGGGAGUCGUCCGGCGUGUGUCCCCC